Misgurnus anguillicaudatus (oriental weatherfish) is the source of this 2358-nucleotide messenger RNA. RefSeq lists its product as uncharacterized. NCBI's taxonomy places the organism in Eukaryota, Metazoa, Chordata, Actinopteri, Cypriniformes, Cobitidae. The record is from RefSeq and is a predicted model, not a curated record.
CGCCAUGCAACUUUGAGACGCCCCCCAUACGCGCACUCGCGCUUGAAGUUGACUUUUGAUUGUUCCCCGUCGUCCAUGUGGACCAAUUACGACUGAGGGUCGGGUCCAGCGGUAACCAAACCGAGAAAGGAGCGUUGCGGUCAGCAGUGCAUUUGGCAAGCAACGUUACGCGCAACCAUUAUGACCAAGCGCAAAGGAAAAAGUAACAACAAACUGGACGACAGUUUGGUACUUUUGGAGCCGUCUGUUGCGCAACCGAGAGCACUUAAAGAAUAUGCCGUUCCUGCUGCUCUUUUCUUUAUUUUUGUUGUCGGUGGAUCAACAGCAGUUUGGUUCUGCAGUCAGCAACAGCAAACCAUCGACAGCCUUACGGAGUCGCUCAAUGCAAUGCAGCUUAGGAUAACCAAGUUCCAGCAGCAGUUGGGGAUUGGAAAUGCACAGGGCACCAGUAUGGGUGUUUUUGAGGAGCGCCUACAAGCACUAGAAGAGGCUUACACACGUGCUCAAGAAAAGGCGAAUGUUGGCCUGGCCACCUCGGAAAAAAUCCAUUCCACAGAUCUUAACAGUCAAGUGUGGGCUCUUCAGUCAGAGAUGAACGCCAAACUUUCUGAACUCCAGCAGACGACGGUUUCCACUGCGACUCUGAAUGCCAUGCUCAAGAAUAAGACUGAAGAAUUGGAGAAACUGAAGCAAAGGAUUAAGUCUGUCCUCAGUGCUAACUCGGAAGUAGCGGUUAGCAUUUCUGGGCUAACAGACACUGUUUUAAUCACCACAUCACGUCUUGAUGAGCAGAUAUCCACCGUGGAGAGUCUCAACUCUCGGUUGGAGCUGCAGAAAACGGAGAUGGCUAGCCUGAAGGAGUCUUUUGCAGACAACCAGAAGGCUCUGGAAAGAAACAGACAGGAAGUGAUUGACAUCAAGGACCUGCUGGAGAUGGAACAAAUAAGAAGAACCCAAGCACUGGAGGAUCAGCUUAUGUCUGUCCGUAGAAGUCUGGAGGACCAUCAGAAGAGCACUCAUAGCCUUCACUCGCACCUUGCUGCUCAGCUUGAGAUCGUCCAGAGCCAGAUGUCAUCUCAAAGCCAGCAAUCUAGUCCUGCAGAGGAAGUGAUUCAAAUAAAGGAGCAGCAUGCAGCAACUGAGGAAGAGCUGGUUCCAGUUAAGGAUGAAGAAAUUAAUGAAGAUGAGAAUCAGACCGUAACUGAAGAGGAAGCAAAUGCUGGGGAUGUUCAUGGUGUAGAGGAAAAAGCUGUAGAAGAGCAUGUGAUAACUGAGAAGGAAAAACCUGCUGAGGAUGUCCUUGAGGAAGGUGUUAAAGAGCAAGCUGAGGAGGAUGAAAUGGCUGAGGAACAGGAUAAGGAAGCUGUAACUGAUGAGAAUGAACAAGCUGAUGAGGUCCAGGUCAAGGAAGAUGUUACUGAAGUAACCGGGCAUGAGGAAAUACCUGAGGAGCUGGAGGUCAGAGAUGAUGAUGUUGAGGACCAGAUGGUAUCUGAGGAGGAAGAACCAGCUAAGGAACUGGAGGUCAAAGAAGAUGCUGAAGACCAGGUGGGAUCUGAGGAGGAAGAAGCAGCUGAGGAACUGGAGUUCAAAGAAGAUGCUGAAGACCAGGUUGGAUCUGAGGAGGAAGAACCACCUGAGGACCUUCAGGUCCAGGGGAAGGAAAAUGUCAAAGAUCAUUCAGUAAUUGAAGAGGAUGUUAUACCCGAGGAAGAUCAGGUCAAGGAUGGAGAUGUUGCUGAGAAGCAGGAUGAAGUACCUGAUGGGCAUGGAGAAGAAGCUGAUGAGGAACAAACAGAAGAGGCUUAUGCCAAGGAGGACCUGACAACCACGGAGAAAGCUGAAAGCAACGCAGUGAAUGCUGCUGUUCCUUCAGAAGAUCAGUUAGUGGGCGAUAACAGCCAAGAGGAGAGUCAGCAAGAUUCAUUUGAAGAACCAGUGGAAGAAAUUGGAGAGCAGAUAGACUUAGAAAAAUUGGAACAUGUGUAUGACUCUGAGGAGGAAGAGGAAGAACCUGCUGAGGAGCUUGUGGAAGAGCUAGAUGAAUAAGACAUUUCAACCAACAUUGCUUGAGUUACUAUGAGGAUAUGGGUUGAAAAUAAGACUUUUCUUGAGGACUUAAAGGAGGUUUUCCCACCGAAUUAUGUAAAACAUGACUGUCUCACACUUGCUGUAAUGUUCCUCAGUCUUACGUCAUACUGGAACGUGAACUUUUGAAUCUAGUGAAGAUUUUCAGAUUCACUGAAGAAUUUGUUCUUCGAGUGCAUUCUCUGCAAAUGGUGAAUUGCUCUGUUUACACAGAAAUGUAAAAAUGUUGUUGCACUGGGUUAUGCAUUAAACAGAUUGUAGCAUUUUUCA